Messenger RNA from Coccinella septempunctata (seven-spotted ladybird), 560 nucleotides. RefSeq lists its product as uncharacterized. Lineage: Eukaryota; Metazoa; Arthropoda; Insecta; Coleoptera; Coccinellidae. Gene Ontology annotation, cellular component: cytoplasm; lysosome; Ragulator complex. The coding region runs from base 116 to 394 and encodes 92 amino acids. The transcript has 3 exons. Gene Ontology annotation, biological process: cellular response to amino acid stimulus; positive regulation of TORC1 signaling. The record is from RefSeq and is a predicted model, not a curated record. Gene Ontology annotation, molecular function: guanyl-nucleotide exchange factor activity.
UCAGCUGUUUGUCAAUCGAUAUUAUGACAUUAAUGUCACCAAUCGGAUGUUUGUCAAUUAUUCAAUUCGAUUUUUGUUAGUGUAAUACUGUAAUUUCCCAAUUCUUUAAAUUAUAAUGGAAAAUUCAUUAGAUAGAGUAAUGGAUGAAACCUUAUCUCAGCCAGGAGUCUAUGGAUGUGUAUUUUCUGAUGAUCAUGGCCUUGGAUUGGGAGCUAAGGGGAAGGCUUCUGUUGAUAGUUCUGGGGUUAUUGCAGCUAUUGCAAUGGUUGCAGCAAAAUUAGAACCUCACAACGAGAACCCAAUAAUUAGCUUUGAAAAUGAUAGUAGGACUUGUAUCAUCAAGAGGAAUAAAAAUCUGAUUGGUGCAAUAUUUAAAACAACAGGCAAAUCAUGAAUUGAAUUCUUCAACAAAUUGUUUCAUCUUUGUUAUUGUAUCUUAUUGUAAUAUCCUAAUAAUGUAUAUUUUCUUUAUUUCUCGUUAGUGCUAUGAACUGAAAGUUCUAUGCCUUUGAGCUGAGAGUUUUUAUACAGCAAAAUAUAAAGAAAGAUUCAGUGAUUUA